Molecule: messenger RNA, 1032 nt
Organism: Trichomonas vaginalis G3
Lineage: Eukaryota; Parabasalia; Trichomonadida; Trichomonadidae
Product: tetratricopeptide repeat domain domain-containing protein
Exons: 1
Coding region: 1-1032 (343 amino acids)
Molecular function (GO): protein binding
Source: RefSeq, a predicted model, not a curated record
AUGGAAUUUCCAGAAUUGAACAAUGAAGAGCAACCAGAUGAAGAAGAACAGACAUUAACGAUCGAGCCAGAGCUAUAUGAUAUGUAUGAGUAUAAAGUUGAUGAUAGAGAAGAUAUGCUUUGUGUUGAAUUCCCAAUUCCAAAAUCAGUUGAUCCAUCAACAAUCUCAGCUAAAUUAAAUGAUCAGAAAAAUGCAAUUGCAGUCGAAAUUCCUGGAAAAGUUCCAAUUUUCAAAGGAAAACUUCUCGAUACAGUUGAACAACUUCAUACGCAAAUCAUUGACGGACAUUUUGUCAUUAUUCUUACUAAAAGACAAAAAGGUAUUUGGGAAGUUUACAUUGAUGAUGUUUAUCCAGGAACAGAAGAAAUGGAUCCACAAAGCCUUUUGAUUUUAGGCACAAUGCCUAGUUCAAUCCAAGAGGAAGUUAUGAAAUCAUACAGUUACUUGCUCAAAUCAGCCUCUCAUAACUUUGUUCCUGCAAUGUGCCAUUUAGCUAACUUUAUCAUGAAAAUCAACCAAGGAUAUAUGGCCGAAUUUGAAGCCGAAAGACUUCUUAUGACAGCCGUCCAUGAAUACAAAUCACCAAUGGCUAUGGUAAAUUUGGCCGAUUAUUAUUUAAGAAAGAAAGACAGGCCAAUGCUCGCACUUAAAUACUUAGAAGAUGCAAUCUCAAAAGACUACGAAUUAGCCCAUUUAGUUUACGGUUUAGCCUUAUCUCCAAUAUCUGAUUACCGUGGCGUUAAAAAGAAUGCUAAGAUGGCAAUCGAGCAUUUGGAGAAGCUCAAAGAUAAUGCAGACGCUUUACAUCAUAUUGCUAUGCUUUAUUUCAAUGGACGUGGAAAUAAAAGGAAUUUACCAAAGGCAAACGAAUACCAGCAGAAGGCAAGAAAGUUAAACAAAUACGUGGCUCCACUCAGCAUCGUAGAGACUUCUAUGGAGAGAAAGACCAUGUAUGCAAUUAUACUCAUUGUAUUGGCUAUAGCUCUUGGUGUUGGACUUAACGAAUUACUUAAGCGAUAUAAUCUUCUUUAA